CCAAGACUUACGUUUCAUCUGCUUCUGCUGGAGGUAUUUUUAUAGGAGUCGUGGACACUGACACUGAGCAGCACAUAAGUAGAAAAAAAUUGUUCUCAGAGAACUAUCAACAAAUAAGAGAACAAGAGCAAGACCAUCUGUUAUCAUAAGAGAACAAGAACAAGACCAUCUGUUAUCAUAAUCAUGAAGAUAGAGGAAAGAAGUUCUAAAAAGAUCAAGACAUCUUUCCCGUACCGAUGCAGAAGCUGUCUUCCUAGUAUCCUAAUCCUGCUUUUCCUUCUUUUUCUCCAAAAAUUUCCAUGAUUAUGACACACAUCCAUGACCACGUUGCAGGUGCAUCGUCGUUUCUGGAUCUCGCUACGGGAACUAGGGAGGAUGCUUUCGAGUAUCCUUUAGGAGUCGACUUCCCGACUCUUGAAUCUGGCACGGUUGGUGCAGUUCUCAGCAAGAUACCCAUCGAUCGUUUUGAUAGGCAACAUAGAGGAACAGCUGCCGCUCUUUUCAACGGUGAUGAUCAACAUCAACUAAGUGUUCCACCUCUAGGAACGCUUAUCAUCAGUUUAAGGCUCAGGCAUUGACAGCUAGGGAAAUUACCCCUCUGGAUCCAACGUGGCGAACCGUGUUCCCUAGCGGAACACCCUCGCCGCCGUCUUUUUUUUUGGUUUGUGCGGUUGUUCAUUUGAAAAAUUUGCAACAGUGUCGCCCGUCUUUUUAUGAAAGAACUGAGGACAGAGCCUCCCGCGAUGUCGGCGCCUUUUGGUGCGCACGCAAAUGGUACGGCAGGGCUUGUUCUUUUGUGGUCUUAUCUUUUUCGCUGUCGCCGGCCUCGGCGUAUUCUGUUUGCUUUGUUGUUCCCAGUUUUGGGGCGCUCGCCUUAUCGGUCGCCGCGGUGCCUGGGCUGACGGCGUCCGCCCAUCGCUCCGCACCAGGGGGGCGCUUCUUGUCGUGUGCUCCCUCUUUCGUGUUGUGGGUUCUUCAGUUCCUGGGCUGUGGUGUGCUUCGCUUCCAGUUCCAUUUUCAAAACGGUACGCGAGCGCGCUGCCUCGCAGAAUAUACGGCUUGGCUUUCAUUCUCGCAGCUUCGCUUGCAGUCUACUGCCGCCCCUGCAAGCUUACGCCGCGGGUUUGCCUGGGCUUCCGCCUUGCUGGGCCGGACCGCCGCCUCUUGAGCCCGGGCGGCUGCCCUUUGGGCCUGAGCUUUGGGUGCGCCUGGGCCGGGGGCGGGCGAGCCUGAGGCGGGGGCGGUAACAAGCCUUGCUUGAGCUGGGGGCGAGCCGGAGGGGAGCCCGGGCCCGGGGCGAGCUCGAGCCGUGGGUGAGCUUGAGCCGGGAGUGAGCAGGAGUGGGAAGUGAGCCCUGGCCGGGGGCAGGCCCAAGCUGGUGGCGCGCCCCAGCCCGGGGUGAGCCUGAGCCGGCUCGCCUGCGCCGCCGCCCCGCGAGCCAGGGCCCGCGCCUGCCCCGCGAACCCGGGUUGGCGCCCUGCAAGCUUAAACCGGCGCCCAACGAGCCCGGGCCCGCGCCCCGCAGGCGCGAGCUGGCGCCCCGCGCCCCGCGCGCCAAAGCUGGCGCCUUCUAGGCUUGCUUCAACCGGCGCGCCUGAGGCAGCGCCACGCGCGACCGAUAUGACGCUCCGCGUGCCUGAGCGGGCGCCCCGAAAACCUGAGCUGGCGCCCCGCAGGACCGAGCUGGCGUCCCGCGCGCCUGAGCUGGCGCCCCGCGAGCCUGUGCUGGCGCCCCGCGCGCCCAAGCUGGCGCCCUCCAAGUCUGAACUUGCGCCCCGCGAGCGCGAGCACGGGCUGGCGCCUCGUGAGCCCGCGCCGCUGCUCCGUGAGCCUAAGCUGUUGCCCCGCAAGCUUGAGCUGGCGCCCCGCGAGCUCAAACCGGCGGCUUUCGAGGCUGACGAGCCUGAGCCCAAACCUGGGCCCGACCGAGCCUGAGCCCUAGCCCAAACCUAAGCCCAAACCUGAGCCCAAACCUGAGCCCAAACCUAAGCCCAAACCUAAGCCCCACGAAGAAAGCCUGAGCUUGAGCCCGAGCCCGAGCCCAAACCUGAGCCCAAACCUGAGCCCAAACCUGAGCCCAAACCUGAGCCCAAACCUGGGCCCAAACCUGAGCCCAAAGAAACCUAAGCCCAAACCUGAGCCCAAACCUGAGCCCAAACCUAAGCCCAAACCUGGGCCCAAUCAAACCUGAGCCCAAACCUGAGCCCAAACGAACCGGAGCCCAAACCGGAGCCCAAGCCUGAGCCUGGGCCCGAGGCGGCGCCCCGCGAGCGCACCCCCCGCGCGCGCGUUACUAGAGAUUUUUUCUGCAUUUCUUCAAAGCUGAAAAUUCAUAGGAUGAUAAUCAAUUGAAUAAACAGUGAAUCUCAAACUCUUCUGACGAUACACACAUUCCCAUUAUUGUUCUCCAUCUUACAUCGACGAUCUUCAGGCUCAGCUGUAGUUGUGACCACGUAACAACAAGUAGAUGCUGCAUGUGCAUACUCUAAAUUUCAAUCGCAAUACGAGGUUGGGUGCGUUCUCUGCCUUCAUGGACGACACGAUGACUGAUCAAUCUUUAAGGCUCGAGCGAACUUGUCACCUCCAACACCAAUUAACGAGAUGACUUAACAGGUACUAAGUGAAAGUUUCAAACUACUUUAAUAUCUACCCAAUGACUUGGUCAUGUGGGUCUAUUUUUUAGUCGUUCGAGACUAAGUGAGGACUUUGAUUAUAUGAAAAAAUAUACCAAGUAUAUGAAGAAUAGAGAAAUAGAAGAAGCCUCAAGAAAUUGUAGCAAGUAAGGUUGUGCUAUACCCUUCAGGCCUUUGCUGCAGGCUGAGGAUCAGAGAUUGGCGGAAGGUCUUACCUUUCCACGAACUAGCAUUAUCCAAGAACCAGCAAUAUUACAUCAUUCAAUUUCGAUGCGUAAAUUUUCAACUCUUGUGACUCUCAUCGUUUAGUGUUGUUGUGCCUCCCCCGAGUAACUUCAAUACAUUGCCUUACAGGAGAUGAAGUAUUCACAGGAGUGCAUUAGUAGUAGUAGUAGUAGUAGUCGCGGCAGUGAUAGUAGUCGGAGGAGGGGCAGGAGUAGAAGUUGUUGCUGUUGUUGUUCAUCUUCACCUUGGUCAUAGUCUAACAUGGUUUUUGUCCUUGCAGGAAGUGAAGCUCGUUGUUGGAGUCGAGAUCGGUGCUUCGGGCGACAUUAAAUUCAAAUUCCGGUCGUCAGACAUUUUUC
Amoebophrya sp. A25 is the source of this 3217-nucleotide messenger RNA. The record is from the annotation of a GenBank genome assembly. Lineage: Eukaryota; Dinophyceae; Syndiniales; Amoebophryaceae.